UUUGCUCUCUGCUGCUGCUGAAAGCUAGAUUGAACCCCCGCCGCCGCCGCUGCCGUGCGGCAGCCAGCCGGCGGCGUCUGAGCUCAGCGCCGUUGCUUCAGUCUACUGCUUGCUGAUCGCUCCGCGAGUCGUCUGCGCUUGCAAUGCCAGCGACGGCGCCUCCUUCCCCGCCCACCCGCUUGCAUGCUCCACGCCGCGCGCAGGCGGCCGCCGCCGCCGCUCCCUGCCGCGCUCGCCGCCGCCUUCUUCGCCUCCAAGCCCCACCCUCCGCUGCCGCCGCCAGCGCCGCAGAUCGUCGACGCCGCCGUCUCCCGCUGCCCCUCAGACGCCCUCGCUCUCUCCUUCUUCCUCUGGUGCGCCCGCCGCCCAGGCUACUUCCACCCGCCUUCCUCAUUCGACCGCCUCCUCCCCGCCGCCGCCCGUCUCGCCUCCCGGCUCGGCACCGCCCCUGCCCUGCUCCGCGAGCUCCAGGGCCUCGGCUGCCCCAUCAAGCCCCAGACGUUCCUCCUCCUGCUCAGGCUCUACUGGCGCGGGGGCCUCUACCUGCUCGUGCUCGACCUGUUCGAGCAAAUGCCGCUCUGGGGGUUCCAACCCAACGCCUUCGCGCGCAACGUCAUCCUCGACGUCCAGCUAAGGACAGGCCAUUUCGCUGAGUCAGAGCGCUGUUUCCGGGACAACCUUUCGCCCAAUUACCUCUCCUUUGCCAUCAUGCUCACUCAUCUCUGCAGAGCCGGGAACUGGUCAAGGGCGCGGCAUUAUUUCACAGAGAUGCUUCAGAAGGGGUUUCUCCCAGGCUCUGCUUCUCUCACGGCGGUUUUUGCUUGCUGCAGUAAGGUUGGGACCAUGUCUGAGCUUCGGCGGCUACUGUCUUUCGCGCAUGUUUCUGGUUGCCAGCUCACCUCGGCCAUGUGGACAUGCAUGAUUGCUCGUCUGUGUCGCGAGGGGAGACUAGACGAUGCUUAUAGGAUUCUGGCAAAGAUGGUGGGUUCUGGUUCUCCUCCCACGGUGAUCACUUACACACCCCUGCUCAAAGGUUUCUUGCGAGCUGGGAUGCAUGACCUGGCCAGCGAGCUUCUGGGAUCCAUGGUGUCUGCUGGCUGCAGCCCAGACAUUGUUAUGUACAACGUUCUGAUGGACUGCAUGGUCAAGGCAAGGAGAUAUGAUGACGCCCUGGACAUUUACAUGCAAAUUCAUGGGAGACAGAUACAGCCAGAUGCUUACACUUUAUCUAGUUUAGUUCGGGUCUUACAAUUGUCAUCUUAUGAAAGGCUUCUUCCCAGGAUUCCUAGCUUGAUUCGGCACUCAGAUACUUCUUAUGAUCUUGUGGUCUGCAAUUCAGUGCUGAGUGCUUUAUGCAAGUCAGGUUUUCCAACAGAUGCCAUCCAGUUCUACUUUGAUAUGAUUGAAAAGAACAUCAGGCCAGACAGCUACACUUACGUCAGUUUAUUGCAUAGCCUUUGCCAAUUGGAAAUGGUAAACCAUGCAAUCAAUUUCUACCGCAGUACUGCUAUGAGAGAUCCUGAAUCAAAUUCAUAUGUCCAUGCAACCAUCCUCUGUAUCCUUGUUAGACAGGGCCGGAACCUUAUGGCCUUAAGAAUUUUGAGGGAGGCUGUACGUGAAAAUUGUGCUCUUGAUGCUGUGUGCUACACUACUGUUUUACAUGGUCUUUUCCAAGCUCGUCUGGUGGAAGAGGCCUGCAGGCUAUUUGACCAGAUGAAACAAUUAGGAAUGGCAUCCAACACUUGUACAUACAACGUAAUGCUUCGUGGACUUUGUAGGACCAGGGAUAUUUGUGCUGUCAAACAGUUGCUAACAGAAAUGGAACUUGCUGAUGUUGAGAUGGACAGCAUAUCAUUCAACACAGUAGUUGUGUUCUUAAUUAAAUCAAGGCUUAUUGACUCAGCUGCUGCAAUGAUCAGAGAAAUGCUGAAUCUAGGCAUGAAACCUAGUGCCAAAACUUCCUCAUUACUUUCUCAGUCUGUUGGCUAUAAAUUCGUUCUGGAGGAUAAUACCACAACCACAGUUGAAAGUGAUGGUUCUGAUUCAUCCAGUGAUCUCCUUGUAUGCUCAGCUUCAUAGGAAAAAUUAUUUCAGCUGAACAAGCAUACUGUUACAUAGUACUAUCUGCCAGAAUCCAUCUAUCAUUUGCGGUGUUCUUUUCGGAGGAAAAUCUACUAGGGUGAAGUGCUUGUGGCAAUCAAUCAACUUUCUGGUAUACAUAUGUAUGUCUACUUUUAGUAACUCUAGAAGUGCAGCUUAAUUGAGUCUCGUUAAAUUUUCUGAACUUCUUUUACUGGUUGGUUGGUUUGUUUUAGCAGAUAUGCUCUGUAAGUAGAGAUGAGCAUGUGUUCCCAAGGUAAGCAUAUCUGAAUUAUCAUUGGAUGGUAAUAGAUUGGAAGGACUGUUCUUGAUAUCCUUUGGUUUUACUCUGGUAUAUGUUAGUGAGUUAGUUGCCCUUUAUACUGCUGAGGAAUAGAGCCAUCUGCACAGUUCUAUUUGGUGCAGAAAAUGAGUGCUCUGGUAUUAUGAAUAUUGGAUCUCUUUGCGAACUUGCAGUUUAGGGGGAUUACACUUCAGAGAUUUUGCAACAUGACCUAUGCACUUAAUUUGAGAGAAGCUGCAGCACCUUUAUCUUGAAAUCGAUUUUGCUUAUUUUUUCUUAAGAAAUAAGAUAUUUUUUCGAGAACUGCUCUGGUAGACUUCUUUUAGAAAAUUACAUGCAUCUUAGAGCAUCUCCAACAGCUUAUCUAAAAUGGUUUGCUAUACCUAAAAACUACCCGAAUAGCUAAAAACAGUUAAAAACUGCUCCAACAGCAUACCUGUAUGGUUUGCUAUACCUAAAAUUUUUAGGCUAUGACCUAAAUUUCUCUCUCCUUGACCCAAAUAUACCAAUCCAACUCCUGGAUUGCUAUAUUGUGCUUCCACCUGGCCAAGUCAGCCAACUGCGGCCGCGUGAGGUUUCACCACUGCGCCGCUGUUGCCACGCAGCUCGCUCCACCGCAUCUAGCCACCGGACUUCACCGUCGCCUUGCCACUGCCCGGCCUCACCAUCUCCGCUCCCAAUUGUCCCUAACCGGACCUUGCCCGACCCUCCCCGCACCAGCCCAGGAGCUUGAGCCCCGUUCGAUGCGGGUGACCGGCUGACCGCGCCGCCUCCGCCUCGCCGGACCCUUCGCCGCACAACCUCCCAUCUUGACUGGAGCUCGAGAGAAGGAGAGGAUGGCCGGAGUGGCUGACCCGCCUCCAUGGUCGACUGGAUCUCGAGAGGACGCAAAGCUCGCCGUGAGGGUUUUGAAGGCCGUCCGUCGCUGAUUCAUCGUCCACCCCUUCGAUUCCCAGUGGAGAAAGAGCGGAAGACGCCGAUUCGAGCAGAGAGCCGGAGGAGCGGCACGACUUCGGCCGGAGCAACGGCUUGGGGAGAGCAGGAGGAGGAGGCGACGGGGGAGAGGAGAGGUGAAGGAAGAAGAUAAGUCAUUUUUACAGUUUGGCCCUUUAAAAAAGAUUCUCAUCACAAACUAGUCCCCAAAGGAAAUAUAGGUAUCCAAGUUUAGGUAUGCUGUUGGAGAUGAGCUCAAAGAUUUCCUAAAAUCUUCUCUCCUAUACCUAAAACUCAUUUUAGGUGUCUAAAUAUACAUAUGCUGUUGGAGAUGCUCUUAAAGCAAUCCCAUGAUUAAUUAACUAUUUUCUUAAUUAUUUUCUACCUGGGCUGGCCUGGUCCUACCUGCGCCCAACCCCUUCCCAGCCCGUGCUCAGCCGAUCUCAACCUUCCUCAGAAUACCCUUUCUUCGGUCUUUGUUCAGGCAAGGAGCAUGGCAGCGCUCGACGACAGGGUUUUCCAGUUUCCACGGCAGCGGCCCUACACACGCGAGCAUCUCUUCCUUACGGAUGUCUGCCGCUGGCUCAUGGCUGUCUAGGAGCUCAGCCAGGACAGCCACCAUGACAACUGCGUCAUGGAAGCCAGCACAGGUGCUGGCGACAAGGCAGUACCCUCUGAAAUCAUGGGAGUUGUUGCAUCCCAGGCAUUGGCGAGGAGGCGGAUGCCAUGGAGAGUCCACGACGCGGCACUCCACAGCAGCGGGGCAUCGACAUCAGUUGCAGAGAUGAUUCAGUUCUGUUCUCUGUAGACACUGCCAAUGCAGGUCCAGGUCCAAAUUCUUAGCCAGUUUACACUGAUGGUGCUUUCAAUCUAUUCCAUGCUGGACAUGUUGAGUUUCUUCCACGUAGAUAUUACGGCUUGCUCGAGAACUUGGAGAUUUUUUGCUUGUGGGAAUUCACAAUGAUCAGGCCAUACAAGUUCAACGUGAGGACGACAUCACCCAAUCAUGAAUCUCCAUGACUGAAGUUUGAGUGUUUUGGCUUGCCAUUAUGUUGAUGAGGUGAUCAUUGGUUCUCCAUGGGAAAGGUGUGGUGAGUUAUCUGUUCUGUUUUGAACCAUGGAAUUAACUUCAAGCGGGCAACCAAGGCUUCUUCAGAGAACAAAUGAAUGGCACACACCUUACCCUGUGUAUGAGAAAUCAUACCAUUUCAAUCUGUUUUUACUGAUGGAGAGCUUGUCCUCGUCGUGUCAUUGGCAUGAAUUCUGAUCACCUGUUUGAUCCAUGGAUGCAGCCAUGUCCUUGCCGCGCAAUCCACAUUCCUGCGGGACUCAGACAGUGUUGGUGAGCCUGAAUAGAUGGGCAGCGAUGCGCUGAACUAUGCGGGUUUUGCUCCAUCACAUUCGUCUCUGGCUUCGGGAACAGCCUGAACAGCCUCUCGGUAGUCUCUGGUUGACGCUAGCAUGAACUACUCUGUGUUCGUUUCUGUAGCUUGCCAAUAAUACUAGUGAACAAAGGCCUGGUGCAUCUUGUGUGUACUUGUUUGUUUGAAUGUUGUGCUGUAUUUUUAGCUGAAUGUUGUGCUGGUGCUUCCUGUAAGGUUUCAAAAAUUGGUCUGUAUUUUUAGCUGAAUGUUGUGCUGCUAUAGGCUGCAGUCUUGAAGUCAUUCUUAUCAUGCAGGUGAAGCUUGUUAUUCUGGGACCACCGACAACAUCGCCCGCCAGGAUCACUGGUGAAACUGCUUGUGUUACUGUUACCCAUCUAUGUACUUGUACCCUUCAAAUUCAGACUUUUAGUAGUUGAUGUUAUCUUCAUGCAACCUACAUAGCCUGAUGUUGAUUCCAGUCGUCGUGGACUCUCCAUGGCGUCUGCAGUGUCCACCUCACCGGCGCCGGCGGAUGCACGGCGCCCACGCUUUCAGAAGGUACUGCCUCAUCGGCAGCGCCCACGUGUCGUGCACAGCCGUCGCCCUCGACCUUGAUGGCCAGGAGCCGGCGGCGGCUGCCGGCCAUGUCGCUUUUGCCUCACGCAGAGAUGAAAAGAGACAGAAGAAAGGGGAUUGACUCAUCCAUGACGUGGAAGUUUUUAACUGACACGUAAUCAAAUGAAAUGAAAUUCUAGCUCUCAAGUGCGGAAGAGUUUUAUAGGCAUAAAAACUCAUUUCCUACCUUACGAAGGACGAGAUCGAGCUGGGCAUGGGCGUCGCGACCAAAGCACAGCGGUAAAAGAAGACGUGCUACAGGCCGACUGCCGCUGCUCCCGAUUUGUUCACUCGCCGAGCACGGAAUGGAAUCAUACGCUGUCAGUGCGCCUUCUGUCAAGCAAGCAGCAAGGGAGACAGCAAAGGAAGCUGGGCCUCGCCGUUCCUCAGCCCACCGUUCCAAACGUGCGUGUCUCUGGCUCAGAGUGGAGUUGGCCAUGUAAGGUGUUGCGUGCGUGAGUUGCUCUACUCAGGAUAACAGGCGGCGAAGAACAGCGCAUCGUUGUAACAACUCAGAACUAUGUUCUAUAUGAACCUUCCUUGUUCUUCCU
Molecule: messenger RNA, 5846 nt
Organism: Setaria italica (foxtail millet)
Lineage: Eukaryota; Viridiplantae; Streptophyta; Magnoliopsida; Poales; Poaceae
Product: putative pentatricopeptide repeat-containing protein At1g16830
Exons: 5
Coding region: 184-2079 (631 amino acids)
Molecular function (GO): protein binding
Source: RefSeq, a predicted model, not a curated record